AUUUUGUGCAGUUGCCUGUGACAGCUCCUGUUGAGUAAACUGAGACGGGAACAUCUUGUAUCGGCUGUUGUACCUGUACCUGCCAUGAUGAGAAGUUGCAUAAGAUCUUUUUGGAUCCCUAACUGAUCUGUGUUUCCGAACCCUUCCGAACCUUUGCAAGCAGCCAAAAUGAAGUUGAAGCAUAACAUCAACCCUCUUCUUUUACACUUUAUAAACUUUAUAAUCUUGGUGUACUCCUUUGUAACAUACAUUCCAUGGUACAUAUUUUCAGGAUCAAGGCAGGCUAUAGCAAAAGCCAAGCAGGUUAAAGCUAAACCUGUGAAUAACAAGCCUGGGGGUGCAUACAGAUCUGUUAACAGUCUACAUUGCUUAGCUUCAGUUUUAUAUCCUGGAUGUGAUACACUCGACAAAGUUUUUAAAUAUGCUAAAACAAAAUUUAAGGACAAAAAACUCUUGGGAACACGUGAAAUCCUAAAAGAGGAAGAUGAAAUCCAGCCUUCAGGAAAAGUUUUUAAAAAGGUCAUCCUUGGCAAAUACACCUGGCUUUCAUAUGAAGAUGUAUACAUUAAAGCUGUUAAUUUUGGAAAUGGCUUAGCAGUAUUGGGUCAGCAACCAAAGACUAACAUUGCUAUCUUUUGUGAGACUAGAGCUGAGUGGAUGAUUGCAGCACAGGCCUGCUUUAUGUGCAACUACCAGCUUGUUACGCUGUAUGCUACUCUGGGAGGCCCAGCAAUAGUACAUGGGCUAAAUGAAACAGAGGUCACCACCAUCAUUACUAGUAAAGAAUUGAUGCAAACAAAAUUGAAGGAAAUUGUUUCUCAAGUUCCACUGCUGCGACAUAUUAUUACAGUGGAUGGCAAACCAACCACAUGGUCAGAAUUUCCUAAGGGUGUCAUUGUUCAUACUAUGGCUUCGGUACAAGCUAUGGGGGCCAAGGCAGGUACUGGAAACAAACCACAGGCCCGGCCUGCGCCCUCGGAUAUUGCAGUGAUCAUGUACACAAGUGGAUCCACAGGAGUUCCCAAAGGAGUUAUGAUCUCCCAUUGCAACAUAAUUGCUGGGAUAACUGGAAUGGCUGAGAGGAUUCCAAAUCUGGGGGAAAAAGAUGUCUAUAUUGGCUAUUUGCCUCUUGCCCAUGUUCUGGAGCUGAGUGCUGAGCUUGUGUGUCUGUCUCAUGGAUGCCGCAUUGGUUACUCUUCACCUCAGACAUUAGCUGACCAGUCCUCUAAAAUAAAGAAAGGAAGCAAAGGUGAUGUUACCACACUUAAGCCAACCCUAAUGGCAGCUGUCCCGGAAAUUAUGGAUCGUAUCUACAAAAAUGUCAUGAAUAAAGUGAAUGAAAUGACUAGUUUUCAGCGGAAUCUAUUUAUAUUGGCCUACAACUACAAAAUGGAGCAGAUUUCCAAAGGUUACAGUACCCCACUCUGCGAUAGCCUUAUUUUCAGGAAAGUACGACUGCUGCUAGGUGGAAAAAUUCGCAUCCUGCUUUGUGGAGGAGCUCCGCUCUCUGCAGCAACUCAGCGGUUUAUGAACAUUUGUUUCUGUUGCCCUGUAGGACAGGGGUAUGGAUUAACUGAAUCAGCUGGAGCUGGCACAAUCACAGAAGUUUGGGACUACACUACAGGGAGAGUGGGAGCACCUUUGGUCUGUUGUGAAAUCAAGUUAAUGAACUGGGAGGAAGGUGGAUAUUACAACAGUGAUAAACCAUAUCCUAGAGGUGAGAUUCUUAUUGGAGGGCAAAAUGUGACUGUGGGCUACUACAAAAAUGAAGUACGAACCAAAAAGGAUUUCAGUGUUGAUGAAAAUGGGCAGAGGUGGCUCCAUACUGGAGACAUUGGAGAGUUUCAUCAGGAUGGAUGUCUAAAAAUUAUUGAUCGUAAAAAAGAUCUUGUAAAACUCCAGGCAGGAGAAUAUGUUUCUCUUGGCAAAGUAGAAGCAGCUCUAAAGAAUCUUCCACUGGUAGAUAAUAUUUGUGCAUAUGCAAGCAGUUUCCAUUCUUAUGUCAUUGGAUUUGUUGUGCCAAAUCAAAAGGAGCUUGCAGAACUAGCUCGAAAGAAAGGAUUUAAAGGAACCUGGGAAGAGAUCUGUAAUAGUCCUGAGAUGGAAAAAGAGGUACUGAAGGUGCUAGCUGAGGCUGCCAUGGCGGCUAAUUUGGAGAAGUUUGAAAUACCAGUAAAAAUUCGUUUGAGCCCUGAUCCUUGGACCCCUGAGACUGGUCUAGUGACAGAUGCAUUCAAACUAAAACGCAAAGAGCUUACAGCAUACUAUCAAAUGGACAUUGAUCGAAUGUAUGGAAAAAAUGUAAAAUAAUUAUUUUUUUCUGCACCACUUUGCUACAAUGAGCUUGGAUCAAAUAGGAAAUACUUGAAUUGCCUGUCUCAACACUUGAGAUCAACACACAAAACCACCAUUCCUCAUUUUCAUCUUAAACUGUUAUUUCUGAUAACAUCACCAUGAUGACUGGCAAGUUUAGUAAAAUGUUAUGGCAGCAAACUUGUGUCUGUCUCCUUUUUUCCAGUUUUCUCUGCUACCUUGUCAGUCUGUGGAUUUCCAGAGUCUUUUUGGGAAACCAUGAUUCUGAAGCCUCAAGUUUUUAAACAUUUAUAAAUUCUGUAUAGUUUUAUUUGUAUCUUUAAAAUUUGGAUGUAUAUAGAGAUAACUUGGCUAUAUAAGAAAUGGUUAUACUGGGGGCCUUUUUUUACAUAAUUAUUUAAAGAUAAGGAGGUAUUGAUGUUGUGACAUUAUGUACAUUGAAAAUGCUUGUAACAAGAUCAUUGUUGAACAGAGGACCAGGUUAUUUGCUGCUGUGUUGUUUUUCUGUGUAAAUUUGAGGGAGAAAAUGUUUGACAUUCUAGCUUGUGUAAUACACCUUCAAUAUGUGCCUAAUGGUUACUUUUAUUUUUAUCUGAAAAAGAGAAGAUGGUCAUGGCACAGCUCUGCAUAAAGGCAGGUACUCUUGCAGGUGUUAGUUAAAGCUCAUUUAAUAGAAGAGAUGAUAUUAACACAGUAGAAGUUAAAACUAAGGAUAAUCUCUCAAAUACAGAAACUCCUUUUUUAAAUAGCUCAUGACCAUUUCAUCCAGUAGUUGAAUUGUGUAGGGCUAGUAAGAACUCUCAGCUUUAAUUUCACUUAAAACUUUGUAAGUUUGACAGUGUCCUUUUAGCAGAGAGACUGUAACAACUUUUGUCUUUUCUCAUUAUGUUUGGACAUUACACUGGGUUUGCUCUUUCGUUGUUUGUCAAAAGUCUGGCAAGACCCCUGUUCUGCCCUUGCUGCAACCCAAAUCUUACAGAGGGGAUUUUUAAAGUCAUAAUGACAGUUAUGUUCUCAGCUCACACAGUGCCUAGCUGCCCUUUGUGCCGUUAAAAAUCUCCCAUUAAUUCUGUGUUCUUCUGUUUAGCAUUUUUUGCUUUAAAACCGGAUAUUUGAAUUAUUUGUCAGCCACAGUUACUUAUGUUGCUUGGCUUGUUACACCCAGUUCUUACUUUGGGUAGGAGUCUCAAUUUGUUUUACUAUAGAUAUGUGAACAUUGUUUGAAGAACUAUGGGGGCUCCAUUCUUCUUCAGCGGGAGUGCUUAGAUUUGUUUCAGAUGUGAAUUUUGUUUUCAUAAUAUUCCUGGAAAGAGUAUUUUCAUCAGGGUUACAUGAGAAUGUGAAAAGGCAUAAAUCAGUCAGCUUUGUGAUGGAGCAAAUAUUAAAAUGUCUUUAAUUUGGAGAUCAUGUGUAUCAUUUACUUAUAGUACUUAAAAUCAAGGUCUUGAUGCUCACUUGGCACCCUACUAUGGUAGCAUAUAGCAGUUCUGAAAGGCAGAAGCGUUGUUUGGGGGAGGGAGUUCCUGUUCGUUAGCAUUUGUGAUGUGGGAGUUUUGGGAGAUGUUUGAGAUACAAAUUCUCAUUUUAAAAACCCCUGAAAUAUUAUUUAAAUUAACACUUUCCAUUGAUUAGAGAAGGCAGUUUCAUAGGAGCUGAAAGUUAUCAAGUAGGUUCUUUGUACUUUAGUUUUGAUGAAACAGUGAGAUUUGUGCUGUAUUUUGUUAUGUUGCCAUCUCUCCCACUAUUCAUGGGUUUCCCUUGCUGUUGUCUCUGAAAAACUACCAUUUGAAUUUUGGUGUAUCUAGUCAAAUGGAAAUAUAAGCAACAAAAAUAAAUCAAAACUGCAUUUAUGAGAUUAAUGUGUUCAGAUAUCUAGAUCAUAAAUUAAAAACUUCUGGCAAAUAGAAAUAAGACUAAUGUUGGAAAAUGACUGAAGAAGGCGAGUGUGGGAAUUGCCAAGUCUGUAGGGAAGUGUCACACCAUAUAUUAGGUAUUACUAAUACUUAAAUAUGUAUUUGUGCUCCAUCAACAAGUUCUUAAAUAGUUUGUGCUCAGCAGAGGAUGUACAUUGCUCAAAUUUUUUUUUUGUGAUUUUUUUUUUUUUUUAGUGGAAAUUAAUAAAUUGCUGAAGCACUAUGUAUAUCACUUGGUGCAUUGUGCAGAUUUAAGAAAAUCUGCUUUUGAUUGAUACAGAAAAAAUCUGUAUUUUGUUCUGUUAAGGGUUUAAAUCUACUUUUGGAUAAAUUGCAUAAAUAAAUGGUUUGGAAAUAGUUUUAAUUUUUCUUCUAAUCCAGUCCCAAGAUUAGGUUGCAUUCUAACUGGAUUUGAAUUUACAGUUCAGGUUUUUUAUAUUUAAAACGGAUGUUGAGAUAUAUUUAUAUAGUUCCUCCGAUUCAUUGUGCACAUUUAUUUCUUCUACAGAAUGUGAAAAUAAAGCAGUUCAUUGAUUUUAGUCUCAGCAUUGGAGAUAGACUUUUAAAAUAUUUGUAUGGGCUUAAAAUCUUUGUGAUGAGUAUGGUGUUUUUUUCUUUUGAUUUAUAACAAAAGGCAGACUUUAAUACUGCUAGGUUCUGAGUUCUUCCAUGUCCUGUUGAGGCCACCUGGCCUGUGGGUGCCCAUGCUUUUCAUUAGUUGAGCAGGGCUGUAAUGGGAUGGUAAGUCACAGCUGCUGCUCAGGUGUAGGGCUUCCUUGCUCUGGCAGUCUUAGGUCUUAGCCCUGUAGCCUCCUAUUCCUGUCAGAUACUUUUGGCUGCCACCAUGUUCUCACCCUGUGCUGUUGCAUUGCUGAGCAGAAAGACAACUUCAGGGGAGUCUGAAACCCUGUGUAGAUGCACUACAUGCCAGCCAGGAAUUUAUCUGGCUUUUUUUUUUUUUCUUUCCCUAUCUUCCCAUGCCCAGUGUAAGAACAACAAAAGUACCUGCUGGAAUGUAUUGCACAUGUCCUAAAGGCUGUGGACACUUGUAGAGUAAAUUAGGAAAAGCGCAUGGUUGGAAGUAACGGUCUCCAUGUGGGGAAUUUUGUAAUGGAAAGAGCCGUAACUUUCAAACAGUCUUGCUGAGUUCAGACUAAGAACAAGGGGCAUAUACCUCACCUGAGGGGCCCCAAAAAGAGGGGAUUUUUAACAAAGCCUUUGUAAAUACGAAUUUCCCAGGACUCCAAUUCAUUGGAAAUUGUAACUACUUAUUUUGUUGUGAAAAUCUACAUAUUUCAUUAUAAAAAAUGACUGACCAAGAAAUACCAAGGAUGCUGUCAAUCUCCUUUAAAUUCCUACUGUUAUUUAAAAAUAUUUCAGGACUUUAGGCUAAAUUCAAUCUAAAUGUCAUAAGUGUUCUUUGCAGAGAAUAGUGUUUCUGGAAUAGGUUAGGAAAUUUUAAAAUUACAUGUCAGAAAAGACCAUGUAAGUUUGCUACUGCAGUUUACACAAAGCAGGACCGUACCUCAAUGGGAAGCUGUAUCUUAGCAGUAAAAUAUUUUGCUGAAAUGAAAAACAAUGUAAAACUGAAACUGAGAACAUAAUGCAUACCUAUGUCCUACUGGUUUUAUAGAUAGUAUUGCAGAGAAGGGUAUGGAAUUAAAACCAUACAUUAAAAAUGUCCUGUAAAGCUUGUAAGUUUAUGCAGAAAUUGCUAUAGGACGUAAUACUCCUUUGCAAUAACCUUUAUCCUGCUAAAAUUCACAAGCUUUUAUUCUGUACUAAAACUACAUUUAGGCAAUGCAGCAUUUUUUAUUUUUAUUGAUGCAAUGUAUUAACUACUUUGGACUCUCUAUAAAAUUGUGAACAUCUGUUUCUUUACUGGCAAGAGGAACAAUCUUCAACUUGCAUACACCUAGGACCAGGCUGAAACGUUAAUUGAAUGACCAAUUGUAUAUUAUUGUAAUUGGUUAUUUAAUGUAAACUCAUUUUUUGAUGUGAUCUUGGUUGUUACUCUGAACUGCCUGAACAUUGUAUAUCCUAAUUGAGUUAUAUUGUAUGAAUUAUUUAUUUGUAAUUGGAUAUCAUGUUUCAGAAAUAAAAUUAAUUUCACAAAU
This is a messenger RNA of Athene cunicularia (burrowing owl), 6343 nucleotides long. It is a transcript of the gene ACSL3, whose product is annotated as acyl-CoA synthetase long chain family member 3. Gene Ontology annotation, biological process: neuron differentiation; long-chain fatty acid metabolic process; long-chain fatty-acyl-CoA metabolic process. The transcript has 15 exons. The coding region runs from base 169 to 2310 and encodes 713 amino acids. The record is from RefSeq and is a predicted model, not a curated record. Gene Ontology annotation, cellular component: plasma membrane; endoplasmic reticulum; lipid droplet. NCBI's taxonomy places the organism in Eukaryota, Metazoa, Chordata, Aves, Strigiformes, Strigidae. Gene Ontology annotation, molecular function: long-chain fatty acid-CoA ligase activity.